Molecule: messenger RNA, 834 nt
Organism: Fusarium sp. VM40
Lineage: Eukaryota; Fungi; Ascomycota; Sordariomycetes; Hypocreales; Nectriaceae
Source: the annotation of a GenBank genome assembly
AUGAAUAACGUCUCUCUCAAAAAGAUUCGAUUUGCGACGAAUUACUUCUUCGACACGGGCAUCUACUUUCCUAAAUUCAGCAUCAUUACAUUCUACGCGAACCUCGUGCCCGUCACGCACCCGGAGAUGCGAACUGCGCUAUACGUCCUGGCUGCGAUAACGACAUCCUUUGCGCUGGCUACUUUCUUCGGCGAUACGUUUUGGUGCGGAGCUGAUCCUUCUGUCAACUGGGCUGAAGGAGAGGAUAAUUGCCAAGCUUUCAUGUCCAUGACCUUGAUGCGGCUCAACUGGGGGAUGAAUUUCACCAGCGAGGUUCUCAACGUACUUUACCCGAUUCCUCUGGUACGAAGUCUGAUCAUGGCUUCACGCCGUAAGAAGGCUGGAGUCGCCGUCAUCUUCGGACUCGGUAUUAUCACGAUUAUUGUUAGCAUUGGGAGAUUUGUCACCACGACCUUUGUCUCUAACGACAUUUCCAUAUAUAUUUGGGCCACAGCCGAGAUCUGCAUCUCAGUCAUAGUUGUAGCUCUCACAGCCCUCCGACCACUCCUUCGACAGAUUAGCAACACAAUAUCAACCAGCGCCACAAUCAGCGACGCACGCUCACGAGCCCCUACGACUAUAGUGGGGCAAUCCCGUAGACCUUCCAUGUAUACAGCAGGCUCCGGCCACUAUUGGCAGGGCAGCAAGAGCAGAAACGCCAAGGGGUCGGAUUUCAUGAUGGAGAGUGAGACGCAGUUGAAUGACACGAAUGGGAUCCUGAUGACGCAUCAGGUUUCAGUGUCUAGUGAGAGUAUUCAUGGCAUGGUACACAGACGGGAUGAUUUUGACGUUUAA